This is a messenger RNA of Porites evermanni, 1583 nucleotides long. NCBI's taxonomy places the organism in Eukaryota, Metazoa, Cnidaria, Anthozoa, Scleractinia, Poritidae. The record is from the annotation of a GenBank genome assembly.
AUGGCGACAUCUCAGGGACUCGAGUGUCCAGUCUGUUGUGAAAGUUUUGAUGGCCAAGACGUCAGCCCUCGUAUGCUGAGUUGUGGUCACAGCUUUUGCACAAGCUGCCUGGAGCGGUUACUCGCUACAGAUGACAAAAUUACCUGCCCAAAGUGCAGAGUUGAAGUUAAAGUACCUCAAGCUGGAGUGGUAGGACUGCCAAAGAAUUGGGCAUUGUUAAGCCUCAUUGCACCUGAUCACGAAGGUGUUGAUGGUUUGCCCAUUUGCGAAUUUUGCGAAAAUAAGCAUCCUGCGAACUCUUAUUGCUUGGACUGUGAAGAAGACAUGUGCAAGAUUGCAGCUGGAUUUCACACUCGUAACAAGACCAGUCGUGGCCAUCGUAUUGUCUCCUUGGAACCGUCCGCUGUAUCUGUAAAGUGCUCGAAACAUGACGAGCAAUUCUGUUUAUUUGACGUCAGGCGUAAUUGUAUGAUCUGCAGGAGCUGCUUUACCGGUUUCCGGGGUCGCCAAGUUGUGUCUCUGGCUGAAGCCGGUUCGAAAUGUAAAGAGAAAUUGGAAGGACGUGCCACUAGAGCCAGAUCUAGAGCUCAGGUAAUCAAAGCCGCGGAAGAAGGUGUAAAGGAUGCGAGUCUUGAUGUGAAAGCGUCUUGCGACGAACAGCGUGCUCGAAUUGAAAGUGUAUUCAAAGAGGUACGUCUUUGACUCAAUUGUUUUUUUCGUUGAACCGAUCUUAACCUCGGUUGAUGAGCUUUAAAUGAGGUCUUACUCUUUCCCCGGCAAUGCUAUCACACAACCACUUAGGAUUUGUUCCCUAGAUAGAUUUCUAGAAUAUUAUUAUCGGUUUUAUACUAAUUGUCUUACAGCUUCGUACUGCGAUCGAAACAAGAGAGAAAAUUUUGCUGAAUGAGUUGCAACAAGUACACAAUAGGAAGACGCUUAUCCUGACAGAGCAGCGGAACCGCCUACGCGAAUAUCAAGAAAAUAUAGAGAGUACCGUCAAAGAUGUUUUGUCGACCAUCCAAUCAUUGGACAAUGCCAAUCUCCUUGACACCAGCGCCAAUUUAGAGUCCACGCUCGUUGCCAUGGAAAAGCAAUCCUUCAUGCUUGAGCCAGAGGCACAAUGUGUUCCGGAGUUUAACCUUAAUCGUCGUAGAUUGCAAUACUUGAAGGACGAUGUCAACAGUUUGGGUACAGUCAGCGAUAAGUCUACCUGUGCAGAAACCACCACUGCUUGUGGCUCAGGACUGGAGCGCGCAAAACGAGGAGAGGAGGAAUCUUUCACCAUCAAUGCUUUUGACGCUCAAGGUGUCCAACGUACCGUGGGUGGAGACGCUUUUGCAGUAGAGCUUAAAAGCGGAUCAAGAGAGAUAAUUAGAGUGAAUGUUAGGGACAAAAAAAAUGGUAGUUACGUAGCUACUUACACUAUCCCCUCGGGGGCUAAACGAGUUGAUUACACAUUGAGCGUGCGUUUGCGAGGUGUUCACAUUCAAGGCAGCCCUUUUGCUGUACAUAUAGCAUCAUCACUACGCGGCAAGACUUGCAAAGCGUUGUCGAAUGUAGCUAGUAAACUCACUCAACGUUGA